UGUCGAAUCCCUCUUCGUGCAUAUGGUUCUACUGAGCUCCGCGCAGUGGACGAGGCAGGCAUCCACGACCAUGACAAAACUGCGAUAGCCAUUCCCUCUGACCUUGCUGUCGAAGUCGAAGUCCGGCGAGAUUUGCUUUACGUCAGGCACAAUCUUACGGAGGUUCCUCAGGUGCUCCAGGAAAGCCUGGAAACCCUCGUAGAGGCGUUGUCCGUUCUCGGACUCGUCUGUCCGGAAGUGUUCGAUGUUGUUUAGAGCGAGUUCUUCCACCAGCUCCCACAAGUUAUUCGACGACUUCGCGUCCAGCACGGGGUCUUCGUCCGAAUCCAUCUCGGUGUGGGAAUCACGUUGUGCUGGGUGAUCCUCGGCUCCUUCGAGGGUCGCCAUGAUUCGUAGAUAUGGCCGCCUCCCGCUUGUGCGUGUUUAAGUGCUCGGGGAGACCAGGAUUGCCGAUAUAUCAGGCCUGUAUUGCGUUCUCCCCCAUUCACCGAUCCUUCCAUGCAUCCCCCGUCUGUCUCGGGAAGCGGAAUUUCCGGAAGUUCUUGCUCCAUAACAAGAGAGGGCCUAGGAGUCAUAAGCUCAGGCAGAUGACACCUGAGAGAGAAUUGCCCAUUGAUCAUCUUGGUGUUCGACCAGUGGGGUACACCACCAAAGACCAGAAGUUCAUUCUAAUACCAGAGAUGGUACCAGAAUUAAUUGUUCCAGAUUUAUCUGAUUUUCAUCUGAAGCCAUAUGUUUCUUACAAAGCACCUGAAGUCAAUCAGUCAGCAUUCACUGCUAAGGAUCUCUUUGAUGCAAUAUACAGCAGAAAAAUUACAGAAGACUUGAAGUCAGGGAACCUUGAUGAACAAGGAAAUCCAAAAGCACCCAGUGUGGAGGAAGCCCUCACUGUAGAGGAGGCAUUAUUGCGAAGCAAACAGACUGGGAGUGAUUUGUUUACAGAGACCUGGAAAGAUGUGCCCAACACAUAUGGAACAACUUUAGAGACUGAGGAAGAUAUCAAGAAUUUGCAGAGGUGGUUUGCAAAGAAGAACUUUCUUGAAGACAAACUAUGAGGUUUUCCCUGACUGUUGGCAG
Molecule: messenger RNA, 1077 nt
Organism: Darwinula stevensoni
Lineage: Eukaryota; Metazoa; Arthropoda; Ostracoda; Podocopida; Darwinulidae
Source: the annotation of a GenBank genome assembly